AUGUCCGAACAGCAAGAUGCCGCCAACCAGGCGGUUGAAAAGCUCACGCACCACUUGAAACAAGUUGAACAGCACCCGUCACUCCCACUCGAGGCCGCGCUAUUUGACGAUGUGGAACCGCUUGCGGCGUCGAAUUCUCUGAGCUCAAAGACGGCCUAUGAGCUCCUCUCUCAAAUGACGCGCCUUUUCACCCUUCUCCAGCAGGACCCCACCCCGGUCAUUCAACUGGUGACCAAGAUCGGUGCUGCCUUCGACUUUGACACCAUCAGGUCACUGGAUCCACCCAUAGACUUCGCAGGCGCCUUGAUCUUGGCAGCUACCCCGUACCAUGCUCUAGCACUGCAGACGCUGGAAAAGGCAGCCAGAGAUGUACGGCAUGCUGAGUAUAUUGCCAGCAUCCCGAACGUCAUCUCGCGUUUGAUCACCCUGUGGCUUGCAACCGACGACAUUGGCACCGCAGAGAGGGCUGGCCACGUCUUGUAUGAUCUUCUCAAGGUCGACCGGGAUCCUGCCGAUGUCAUGGGCAUCGAGUCUGCACCGGACUCGAUGAGCAGCAGCAAUCCUCACGUGGCAGUAGAUGUUUCAGACUCAGGCACGAGUGCGACCCAUGGCACCGGUUUCGUAUGGAAGCGCGUCUUUGGCGAUCGAGACGUCUACACGCUGUUCUUCAGCUUGUGCGGCGGUAAGAGCGUGAUUCACGGCAUCCCUGAUCUAAGCAGGUCCCAAAAGACAAUUGCCCAAGCUCGCCUGAUGUCCUGGCUGCCCAAGGUUGGUGCACUCAGCUGGGAGGCUAUUACACGUUCGCACCACCCCGACAUCGAGCAGGACUACGGACUGAAGUCGCCUGGCCUCCUGGACUUCAUCGCUCUGCACACUGUCGACUACGAUGGAGACAUUCUAAUGCACAUUAGCCUCAUGGAGUUCUUCUCAGAUCUUUUGAAUACGUGCAACCAACCAUCCAAACAUACUGCAUCUCAUCACGAGUCCAACGCGCUCGAAUAUCUCAAGACACGCAAGUUACAUGACAGAACUCUGAGCUUCUUCCUGAACCCCACAGCCCAUGAGUCGUUCGAAAUCUCCUACCUCUACAGCCCAGCUGCCAAGUAUCUGGCGACCUACGCAUCAACUUAUCCCACAGACUUUGAAUCCAGCGAAGUUAAGGCCACGACGCUCCGUCGCCUCAUGAACGUGUUUAGCAGCAUGAAGCCUGCUCAAUGGGUCCAUGGAGAAUCACCCCGCCAUGAUCUCCACGUCCUCGCCUCGCUUCCGCGUACCUCCCUCCUUGCCGACUCCAGCGCCAUCUGGGCUUCUUCGCCCCUCUCCCUCAUCCCCGGCUCCCGUUCCACCAACCCCGACGCCCUCCACACGCUCGCCACCAUCUUCCGCGGACCGGAAGACUCCAGCAAAAACCUCAUCUUCCCCGCACCCGCCGCGCCGUCCCGCACCAGCGCCACUUUCCCCGAACGUCUCGCCGCCGAGCGGUCGUCCGCCCGUGCCCUCUGCGCGCUCUUCAUCCAGCACAACGCGUCCUUCUUCCCCGAUCUCGUGCAGCUCGCCGAGACGGUCGCCUUGAAGGACACGGCGCUGGCGUCGCUCGACUUCAUGAACGCGCUCGCCACCUCCUCGUGGUCUGCCGAGUCCCCGUCGUCAUCCGCUGCGCCCUCCGACUUCCCUUCGAACGGCCUCGCGGCGCUGCUCCGGCCGGGUAACCCCGUCGUGCCGUACUUGCUGCGGCCGGCACCGUCGUUCUCCAACCUGGUCGGCGGCAGGGGCGAUGCCGAGAAUGCGGCGUACCAGGUCGCGUCGAGGAAGUUCGAUGUCGUGCGUGCGUUGUUGAGGAGGCUGGAGCAGAGCUCGGCAGAGGAGGUUCCCGGAAGAGAGGGGUUGCUGGGCAUGCUCAGGGGCAGGGUGAGCGAGGGCGUCUGGGGCAGGGGUGGCGAGAUCGGCGGACGGAUCGGGACGUUGGAGUUAUAG
Molecule: messenger RNA, 1974 nt
Organism: Diplodia corticola
Lineage: Eukaryota; Fungi; Ascomycota; Dothideomycetes; Botryosphaeriales; Botryosphaeriaceae
Exons: 2
Coding region: 1-1974 (657 amino acids)
Source: RefSeq, a predicted model, not a curated record